CGGAGAGCGCGGGUGGCGGCCGUUGGGGGGCUGAGUGGAUGGGCAGAGGAAGCCGAGCGGUAACGGAGAGAAGCGGAGACCGAGAGAGCCACCAUGGGGAACCGGGGGAUGGAGGACCUUAUCCCGCUCGUCAACAAACUGCAGGACGCCUUCAGCUCCAUAGGCCAGUCCUGUAACCUGGACCUGCCGCAGAUAGCGGUCGUGGGAGGACAGAGCGCCGGCAAGAGCUCGGUGCUGGAGAACUUCGUCGGCCGAGAUUUCCUGCCUCGUGGAUCAGGAAUUGUGACCCGACGUCCCCUCAUCCUUCAGCUUAUUUUCUCCAAAACAGAAUAUGCCGAGUUCCUGCACUGUAAGUCCAAGAAAUUCACAGAUUUCGAUGAAGUUCGUACGGAGAUUGAAGCAGAGACAGAAAGGGUCACUGGAAGUAAUAAAGGCAUCUCCCCUAUACCCAUUAAUCUAAGGGUGUACUCCCCCCAUGUUUUGAACCUGACCUUGAUUGACCUUCCCGGUAUAACAAAGGUGCCUGUGGGGGACCAGCCGCAGGACAUAGAGUACCAGAUCAAGGAUAUGAUCCUGCAGUUCAUAGGCAGAGACAGCUGCCUCAUCCUUGCUGUGACCCCAGCCAACACUGACUUGGCCAAUUCAGAUGCCCUCAAAAUGGCUAAGGAGGUGGAUCCUCAAGGUCUUAGGACAAUUGGUGUUAUAACAAAGUUGGAUUUAAUGGAUGAAGGCACAGACGCCAGGGACAUUCUGGAAAACAAACUGUUGCCUUUAAGACGAGGUUAUGUUGGAGUUGUAAACAGGAGCCAGAAGGACAUUGAUGGAAAGAAGGACAUUAAAGCCGCCCUAGGUGCAGAACGAAAGUUUUUCCUCUCUCAUCCUGCAUACCGACACAUCGCAGACCGAAUGGGAACACCACAUCUGCAGAAAACCUUAAACCAGCAACUAACCAACCACAUUCGGGAGACGCUACCUGCCCUGCGCAGCAAACUACAGAGCCAGCUACUGUCACUGGAGAAGGAGGUAGAGGAAUACAAGAACUUUCGCCCUGACGAUCCCACCCGGAAAACCAAAGCGUUAUUACAGAUGGUCCAGCAAUUUGGAGUUGACUUUGAGAAGAGGAUUGAGGGCUCUGGAGAUCAGGUGGACACCCUGGAAUUAUCUGGAGGUGCAAGGAUUAAUCGAAUAUUUCACGAGAGGUUUCCUUUUGAGCUUGUGAAGAUGGAAUUUGAUGAGAAGGAUUUACGGCGAGAGAUUAGCUAUGCCAUCAAGAACAUCCACGGUGUGAGGACAGGGCUUUUCACCCCAGACAUGGCAUUUGAAGCCAUAGUAAAAAAGCAGGUUGUGAAACUGAAGGAACCGUGCCUGAAAUGUGUAGAUCUGGUCAUCCAGGAGCUGAUAAACACUGUACGGCAGUGCACCAGCAAGCUUGCUUCUUAUCCCAGGCUUAGAGAAGAGAGUGAGCGAAUAGUUACAACAUACAUUCGAGAGCGGGAAGGAAAAACAAAGGAACAGAUCCUCCUGCUAAUCGAUAUCGAGCUGUCUUACAUAAACACUAACCACGAGGAUUUUAUUGGGUUUGCCAACUGUUUCACAGAGCAGCUUAUACCAGGUGCACAACAGAGGAGCACACAGCUUAACAAGAAGAGAGCCAUUCCUAACCAGGGAGAGAUUUUGGUCAUCCGGAGAGGCUGGUUAACGAUAAAUAACAUUAGCAUCAUGAAAGGAGGAUCAAAAGAAUAUUGGUUUGUGCUUACAGCAGAGUCCUUGUCCUGGUACAAAGACGAUGAGGAGAAAGAGAAGAAGUACAUGUUACCACUCGACAACUUGAAGAUUAGAGAUAUAGAAAAGGGAUUUAUGUCUACGAAGCACAUCUUUGCCAUCUUUAACACAGAGCAGCGGAACGUGUAUAAAGACCUACGGCAGAUUGAGCUGGCCUGCGAUACCCAGGAAGACGUAGACAGCUGGAAAGCAUCAUUCCUCCGGGCAGGAGUGUACCCUGAAAAAGACCAGGCUGAAAAUGAAGAGGAGGUCCCGGAAAACACAUUCUCCAUGGACCCACAGCUGGAAAGACAGGUGGAGACCAUCCGUAACCUGGUGGACUCAUACAUGGGAAUUAUCAAUAAGUCCAUCCGUGAUCUCAUGCCAAAGACCAUAAUGCACCUCAUGAUCAAUAAUUCAAAGGAAUUUAUCCACUCAGAGCUGCUGGCGUAUCUCUACUCCUCUGCCGACCAAAACAGCCUGAUGGAGGAAUCUGCGGACCAGGCUCAGCGGCGGGACGAGAUGCUCAGGAUGUACCAUGCACUGAAGGAGGCACUGCACAUUAUUGGUGACAUCACUACUAGUACCAUCACUGUUCCUGUGCCCCCACCAGUUGACGACACCUGGCUACAAAACUCACAGAACAGUGGGCACAGUCCAAAUGUGCAGCGGAGACCUGUCUCACAAGUUCUCCCUCCCAAUCGUCCUCCUGCAGUCCGAGGUCCAACUCCUGGCCCCCCACUCAUCCCAGUACCUGUAGGGGGUUCCAACUAUAUUGCCCCACCUAUUCCAUCUCGCCCAGGUCCUCAAGGUCCUUUUGCCGCUGCUAACAAUGACCCAUUUUCUGCGCCCCCGCAGAUACCAUCUCGACCAGCCCGUAUUCCACCUGGGGUCCCCCCAGGUGUUCCCAGCCGGAGACCUCCUGCCGCCCCAAACCGGCCAACCAUAAUCCGACCGGCAGAGCCCUCUUUGCUAGACUAAGAGUCAAGAGAGGCCCAUGGGGGCAUUAGCGAUGGCAACUCUGCAGUUAUCAGUUUGGGAUGAGGGAGAAAGAAAGAGAGGAUUAUACACAGGGGGUGUUCCAGUCUUCGUUUUUUUCACAGACGUGGAGUCCUCCCAGCUGUGUAAUUCAUGCGCCUCAUUCUUGACCAGUCUGAUAGAAAUAGACUUUCUAUGAUUCGUGAAAAUGAUAUAAAUGAAAUAUAUCUUAAGAUUGUGACCUCCCCACAGUAUCUGUAGAGUGUGAGACGUCCAGACUAGUCACGCUCUUCUGAAGGGAUAAGAGGUUUCUAGAAUGGAAGUGACAGAAGCUGCCAUUUUGAUCGUUUUAUAGUCUCUCUCCUAUCCUCGGUGCAUAACUGUAUUUAUUUACAAAAUGAUAACGCUGCAUUUUAAAGAAGCUUCUAAUUUUUGUGCAAUUAUGUUUUGGAAGCCAAUUUACCUCACGGUUGCUUCCUGAUUUAGAAAUUUGAAAUUUCUAGAACUAUUCUCUACAGAAAAUAUAAAUCCGAGAGUAAAAAUAAUCGGCACUGUAUUGUCUAAACAUAUUUUAAAGUGCAUAACUCUUGGUUCAUUCAAAAUGGCUGCCUUCUAGACCUUUCCUCCUGUUUGUCUAGAAUUACUUUCUGUGCAGCUCUGACCUCGGACGUUACCAGCUGUAACCUAAUUUGUAAAUCCCUUUUGCGCAUCUCAAGCUUGCCUCUUCAAAAUGGCAGACUCUUUAACCACCAAGUUCUAGGUCAUGAUUUUAAACUCUUUCAUGAAUUGGUUGGGCUCCAAAGUCUAUUUCUAUCCCAGAAAUGGUUGCUUUGACUGAAGAUGAAGUAACGAGAAACAAAAGCAGGGUAUAAUGAGAUGCUGAACAAAAUCGUUUAACAACACUGGUGUGUAAUAUGGAAAAUCUAGUCUGAUGGAUGCAGGAUCCUGUAUUUAACCAACUUUUGUAAUAUAAAUAGCUUCUACAUAUUCCAUGUGUAGAAUUAAAAUGUUCUUCUAUCCCUAUGAAAUGUACAUUUUGGGGGGUGGGGGUUUGUUUUUUCCUGGGGGAAGGUAAAAUUUAAGAAAAAAGUAUUUGAAUCCAUUUUCCCGUAAUGGCAAAAGCUCUAUCCUGUGCCAACUGAUAAGCAGCAUUUAUAGUUUUGAUUAUUUUUAAUCAGUGCCUUAAUGCUGCAUGCAGGGCUUGGGAUUUGCGGAUUGUAUGUGGAAUAGAAGAUACAUGACCAGCACUUUUCGGAAUGAUCUGUAGAAACACAUUGCAUAGUCCUCUUGUUGUAAAGGAGAUGUGACCUAUUAUUAAAAAGAACACCCUGCAAAUUGAAGGUGCCAUCUUUCUACCCAACUGGUUAAUGUUUUAAUGCUAAACGAGAGUCCCCAGCAUCGUAUCCCCUAUCUGCUGCGUGAACUAAGGAAGCAUUAGCCUGAGCAACAGCGGGUGGCUGUGAUUAACUGAGAGUGUCUAGCCUAUCACAGCACCCAUCGUAGGUAUGAAUUAACAUGGGUAGACGGAAGUGUGAAAUCUCUGCCUUAGCCUUACCUCCAGUGGGGGCCGCACUGUCGGUGUUCAGGGCCCUUAUUUAGUGUUAUAAAGCGAAUUCAGCGAGAUGAAAUGGUUACAAUGCCUACAGUAUACCUUUAUGCCAAUUUCUGAGCUGUGAGAGGAGUUAUGAAAUUAACUGACCAUAUCCUCACUUUGCGCAUAUAAACACAUUAUCAUUAGCACAUAAGGAGGUUAGCAAGAAAGUACUCUAAUAGGGCCCACUACAUAUCAAUAUGGUGUAUGAAGGUCCCAGCAACAUGUCUAAUAAUGUGAUACCCCCUUAUCUUAAUUAGAUAAAGGACAGCUAACCACAUUUCUGAUUAGGUAAUCUGAAGAAAAAAGAUAAGUGGCCACUGAUGUCAUAAGUGGAUAUUGCUCACAAAUAUGUCUUAGCAUUAGAUUGUUCAUAACCACUCAACAUGGCAUUAAAGGCCGCUAUCAUGUCCCGGAAUGGUAAUAUGAGAUUGUUUAUAUGGCAUCAUAUUUGGUAGAUUACGGUCAUGUUGGCUGUGAUGACUUCAUGAAAAUCUAUCAACAAGUCGAGAGCUAAAAUGGGUCAUUCUUCCCAUUUUAGAACCUCUGCACCUUGUAUAAGACCCCCAAACCCGUUCACAACACGGUCUAUAAUAAUCAUGAUCUGUUCUCCUUAGAUACAUAUAUUUUUAAAAAAUUUUAUUGAUAAUAUUUCAAGUCCAAUUAAAUGUUUGCAAGGAAAUUACACCAUUGUUGCACACGUUCCUCUCGUGCCUCACCCGAAGCACGUUCGGAAUCUGCUUUCCUUUUAUUUAUGUGCGUAUAGAAAUCUGUAUAUCACAUUGCAGUUGCCACAGGUAGUAUUUCACCUUUCAAUACAUCUGAAGGCAUCACUGAAUUCCUGAUAAUGCAGAACUAAAAUGGUCAAUAUAUCUGCAGUGGUGAAGCCAUGCGUCUUUAGCUCAAGUAGGACCACAAUUCCCACCCGGACCGAAGAGCUUGAGAUACAUGGCUUGACCAUUCUGAUAGUCCUAUACAGCUUGAAGGACCUGCAAUGUGUAAAUCUACACUCUCCUCGGCACGGUAUAUGGGAAGCGAGAUAGAUACUCAGUGCUCUAUAUUGCUGUCUUGUGAUUUGGUAUAUUCUGAAUUUAGCUUUCUAGGUGGAGAGGAUCGGCUUGACAUUAGAAAUGUUCUUUGUUAACUGGAAAGCGAUGACUUGUUAACACAUCAACACAACUCUGCAGAUGUGUACCUGCCCCAUUCUGUACCUUAUUAAUAAAGUUUAAAAUAAAGGGAACUUUAUUCUUCUA
Messenger RNA from Pelobates fuscus (common spadefoot toad), 5583 nucleotides. RefSeq names its product dynamin 2 (gene DNM2). Gene Ontology annotation, molecular function: GTPase activity; microtubule binding; GTP binding. Gene Ontology annotation, cellular component: synapse; membrane; cytoplasm. The record is from RefSeq and is a predicted model, not a curated record. The transcript has 22 exons. The coding region runs from base 94 to 2742 and encodes 882 amino acids. Gene Ontology annotation, biological process: synaptic vesicle endocytosis. Lineage: Eukaryota; Metazoa; Chordata; Amphibia; Anura; Pelobatidae.